AAAUGAUGCGCCUCUGCCUCUGCGCAAUAACCAAUUUUACCGAUUCAAACAAACCGGCAGCCGGAGAUGAUGAACGACGACCGGUACAGCAGUACCCUCGUCGACCUGUCCCGUUACUUUCUGUUUGAGGCCACUGGCGACUCGUCGGAGGCCCGAUCGUCCGUUCUGAACCAGGAUUCAGCGGCGGGGAACGACGACGCCCUGUCUUACAGCGGCCGCCGCAGCGUCAUCGCUGGCGACCGGAAAGGAGACGGUUAUCCUCCGGAGCUUGCCGACGAUGCGUGUUCGAGGCGUUUAUGGUGCGAGGAAAAUGGUCACAUUUAUUAUUCCACGCCCGACGAGGAGGACGAUGAAGGGGAAGAAGUAAAUCAACGGUGGUUAGCGACGGCGGAUAGGGGCAAGAAGGUGGCGAUGAGGCAGGAGAGCAAGAUCUGGCCGUUGAGAACUGCAGGGGGGAGAAAUGAUCGGACGGCUAAGAUCGAAGAGGCCAGCGUUUGUAAUUUAGAGAAGAUUGGUGAAAAGGAGAGGGAUAGGCUGUUCUGGGAAGCUUGUUUAUCUUCCUAGUUCCUAAUUAUCACCCUAAUUAUUUCAAACUCAAUUAGUGUUGGCGUUUUGAAAAAACUAUCUACGAGAAACGUUUAGCGUUAGCGUUUUCAAAGUAAUCUGCAUCGACAGCAUCGUUAAAAUUUCAUUCAAAACGCUAAUCUCUAUACUAUUCCCAAACAGGCCCCGUAUCUUGCUCCUCCACUAAAAUUGAUCGAGAAUCGUGGACCAUCUCAUGUCUUGGAUGAAACACUUCGGGUGCACUAUUUAUUAAAUGAGCCCUGAGUGU
Cuscuta campestris is the source of this 832-nucleotide messenger RNA. Lineage: Eukaryota; Viridiplantae; Streptophyta; Magnoliopsida; Solanales; Convolvulaceae. The record is from the annotation of a GenBank genome assembly.